Messenger RNA from Trichophyton verrucosum HKI 0517, 1023 nucleotides. RefSeq lists its product as uncharacterized. Lineage: Eukaryota; Fungi; Ascomycota; Eurotiomycetes; Onygenales; Arthrodermataceae. Bases 1 to 1023 code for a protein of 340 amino acids. Gene Ontology annotation, biological process: protein import into peroxisome matrix, docking. Gene Ontology annotation, molecular function: signaling receptor binding. The transcript has 4 exons. Gene Ontology annotation, cellular component: peroxisomal importomer complex; peroxisomal membrane. The record is from RefSeq and is a predicted model, not a curated record.
AUGGCUCGAGAGGAGCUGAUCACGUCGGCGGAUCCCUCUGUGUCGUCCGCGCCUCUGGAGAAGAAAGUUGCAUUCCUGCAGUCCAAAAACCUGACACAGGAAGAGAUUGAUAUAGCCCUAACUAGAAGCGGCUCUUCUAGUCCAUCUACACCUGCGUCAGAGCAACAGGGCCGUGCAGUUGUCCCGUCACCGCCGCCAUACCGGGCUCCCCCAAACCAGAGCUAUGGAUACGGACAGGCUGGUCAAUGGGGUUACCCAACUCCUCCAGAUCUCCCAAGGCGUGAUUGGAGGGAUUGGUUUAUCAUGGCGACGGUAAUGGGUGGUGUUGGUUAUGGUCUUUAUUUUGUUGCAAAGCUUCAACAAGACAAGGAAAGUGUGGAUGAGCAAUUUUCUCGUGCAUUUUCUCUCCUAGACCAACUUUCCGCAGAUACCGCUGCCCUCAAGGCUGCUGAAGAAGCCCGAACGUCUCGACUUGAUACUGCGCUCCGUGACGUAGAGGAAGUCGUUCAAGAACUCAAAGUUUCGUCCCGGAGACGUGACGAUGAAACUAGGCGCAUUAGUGAAGAAGUAAGGAGCUUGAAGGAUGGCAUUCCAAAAGCCAUUGAAGGAGCUCGCGAAGGGAACGAGAAACGGCUAAGGGAGCUCAACUCAGAGCUAAGGAGCUUGAAGGUUCUCCUGACAAAUAGACUUGGUUCUGGUGCAUCGACUCCAACGCCUAGCGCUGCUACCACAACUGCCGCUACGCGACCAGACGUCAAUGGCACUGCUUCUGCCACUCAACAAACCUCGUCACCUGCUACGCCAAGCCCUGCGGCAGCCUCUGUACCAGCCUCAACUCCAGCUCCACGAGAGCGCUCCGGCAGCCCGUUUUCUCAGCUCGGGAAACCAGCAAGCAUCCCAGCAUGGCAGAUGGCUGCUGCUAACAAAGCCAAGAGCACUGCAGCCUCUCCUUCGGUUGAAGAUGCAGGUGAAGAGGCCGACAAGGCCGAGAGCAACCAGCAGUCUGCAUCUACCGCCAGCUAA